AUGACGACCAUCCGCCGCUUCUGCUGCGACGACCUCCUCCGCUUCGCCUCCGUCAAUCUCGACCACCUCACCGAAACCUUUAACAUGUCGUUUUACAUGACGUACCUCGCGCGGUGGCCCGACUACUUCCACGUCGCGGAGAGCCCCGGAAACCGGAUCAUGGGUUACAUUAUGGGUAAAGUUGAAGGGCAAGGUGAAUCUUGGCAUGGCCAUGUAACUGCAGUUACUGUUGCUCCAGAAUAUAGGAGACAGAAACUAGCUAAGAAGCUCAUGAACUUACUAGAGGAAAUUAGCGACAAGAUGGAUAAGGCUUACUUUGUGGAUCUCUUUGUGAGGGCAUCGAACAUGCCGGCCAUCAAAAUGUAUGAAAAGCUUGGCUAUGUGGUUUAUCGAAGGGUGCUGCGAUAUUACUCUGGAGAAGAAGAUGGGCUAGAUAUGAGGAAGGCAUUGUCGCGAGAUGUCGAAAAGAAAUCCAUUAUCCCACUCAAAAGAGCCAUCACGCCCGACGAACUCGAGUACGACUGAUUUUAACCUCCACUAUUUCUUGUUUACUUUUAUUUGGUAUUUGAGAAUUUGCUAAAAAUAGUUGCUUCUGAACUCAUGGUGACCCUUACAUACAUAUAUAUAUAUAUAUAUGCAAUACAUACGCUGAAAAUAUGAUGCUUGUAUCGAAUCGAAUCUGGUUUAAACCACUCUGUCGAAGAUCACUUUGGAGAUAUGGGUAUUGAGAGUGGCGUAAGGGCAAUGGGCAAGAUAAUAGAAGCUUUUCACUACACUCAGGAAUGUUUGCUUGGUCUUGUUGUUGAGGUUAUUGGAACUUUGGAGAACACACUGAACUAGCUCUUGCAUCCCUGAAUCAACUUCCUCGUCGAUUUUGUUUACGAUUGUGUCCUUCUCUGCCGCGCCCUGGUCAGAUGGAAUGAAUGAGAUUAACUCAGCAGUUAGAAGAAAAUGGAGAUUACUAAAUUACUAACAGAGUAUUUCUCUAAGCCAUGAAAUGAAACAAACUGAACUUUGCUCAUGCACUGUUAAACAUGGUUCUGAGUCUUCUGACAGCCAAUUAGUAUAAUAAGAUCAGAUGGCAAAAAUAGAAUGUUAAUGAAA
Molecule: messenger RNA, 1104 nt
Organism: Ananas comosus (pineapple)
Lineage: Eukaryota; Viridiplantae; Streptophyta; Magnoliopsida; Poales; Bromeliaceae
Product: N-alpha-acetyltransferase 20
Exons: 6
Coding region: 1-525 (174 amino acids)
Biological process (GO): N-terminal peptidyl-methionine acetylation
Cellular component (GO): NatB complex
Molecular function (GO): protein-N-terminal amino-acid acetyltransferase activity
Source: RefSeq, a predicted model, not a curated record